GGUAUAAAACACAGCUGUUUGCUUUCCUUGCAACUGUAGUUUGCCAGCAGAAGCAUUGACUCCAGGCAAGUUACAUAGGCCUAUAAAACUCAGCAUCUAUACCGUCGACCGUAGUUCUUGUGUAAAACCCUUUCACGCUUUGAUUGAAGAAUUUUUGAUAUGUUUUUGGGGUAUACCGUUUUUGAAGUUUGUUCUAUGGAAGAAGAAGGCAAGCAAAUUAUAGGUGAAAGUAAUUUCGACCAGAGGGACACCUUUAGAGAAUCCUGAUCUCUGAUAUCCGUCCUGGGUCGCUUUAACAAAGUACCGGGCAGAGUUCCUUAUCUUGUGUUCACCUCUUGUCUUCGUACCACCUUCAAAUUUCACUGAUCUAAAGAAAAUGGUUGGAUUCAGACCCACUGAUGUGCCUCCAACUGCAGCAGUCAAGUUUAUAGGAGCUGGAACUGCGGCCUGCAUUGCUGACCUGUUCACCUUUCCCUUGGACACAGCCAAAGUUCGACUCCAGAUCCAGGGGGAGGCCAAAGGCACUGCUGUGUCUAGUAAUGGAACAGCAGUCAAGUAUCGCGGCGUGUUUGGCACCAUCACCACCAUGGUGCGCACUGAAGGGGCCAGGAGCCUCUACAACGGCCUGGCGGCCGGACUGCAGAGACAGAUGAGCUUUGCCUCUGUCCGCAUCGGCCUCUAUGACUCUGUCAAGCAGUUCUACACCAAAGGCUCAGACCAUGUUGGGAUUGGUAGCCGCCUACUGGCGGGGUGUACCACCGGUGCUAUGGCUGUGGCUCUCGCCCAGCCUACAGAUGUGGUGAAGGUGCGCUUCCAGGCCCGGACGAGCACUUCUGGGCCGAGCCGGCACUACCAGGGAACCAUGGAUGCCUACAAGACCAUCGCCAAGGAGGAAGGCAUUCGUGGCCUGUGGAGAGGUACGGGCCCAAACAUUGCACGCAAUGCAAUCGUGACCUGCACCGAGCUGGUGACGUAUGACCUCAUCAAAGAUUCCCUGCUGAAAUCAACACCUUUGACUGAUGACCUACCCUGCCACUUCACAUCAGCAUUUGGUGCUGGUUUCUGUACUACUGUAAUAGCCUCCCCUGUUGAUGUAGUGAAGACAAGAUAUAUGAACUCUGCCCUGGGCCAGUAUAAAGGUGCCCUCAACUGUGCUUUUGCUAUGGUAACCAAGGAGGGGCCCCUUUCCUUCUAUAAGGGGUUCAUGCCUUCUUUCCUCCGGCUGGGAUCCUGGAACGUUGUGAUGUUCGUGACAUAUGAGCAGUUGAAGCGUGCCAUGAUGGCAGCCCACCAGAACUGGUCUACUCCUCUGUAGACUGGGCCACUGGCUAGAUGCUGUGUUUACUCUCAUUCCUUUUUAUAACCAACUAUCCUAUUUUGCACCACCUUCUCUUCCUUUGACAUUUGACUGAAAAGCUGGUCCUUUCUGUAUUUUUAAAGCUUCGUAACAUAAAAUACAUUUUUAACAA
Molecule: messenger RNA, 1469 nt
Organism: Hypomesus transpacificus
Lineage: Eukaryota; Metazoa; Chordata; Actinopteri; Osmeriformes; Osmeridae
Product: mitochondrial uncoupling protein 2-like
Exons: 8
Coding region: 377-1315 (312 amino acids)
Biological process (GO): mitochondrial transport; response to cold; mitochondrial transmembrane transport
Cellular component (GO): mitochondrial membrane
Molecular function (GO): oxidative phosphorylation uncoupler activity
Source: RefSeq, a predicted model, not a curated record